UCUCGAGGAUUCCCCGGAAAGGUAAACCGAGGCGGAAAAAAAGAGAGCAGGUUAAUUACCCUCGCCGCCGCGAAUCCCCUCUCCUCCACUCGCCGCCGUCCCCGACAGCAAGAAUCGCCUAGCGAAAAUCCUUGCGGCUCGGAUUCCGGCGGCUGCCGCGAUGAAGCUCGUCCACCGCAAUCUCGCCCGAAACGGGCCCGGCUCCGCCAAGCUGCUGCCGGAGGAGGAGGACGACCUGUGGCACGCGUACAAUCUCAUCGCCGUCGGGGACAGUCUCCAGGCCGUCACUGUCCGGAAAGUUCUGAGAGAUUCUGCUUCUGGAGGACGUGAUGCGGAGCGCGUGAAGCUAAAGUUGGAAAUUGUAGUUGAGUCUGUAGAUUAUGACAAGGAGGGGAACGUUUUGCGCGUCCGUGGCAAAAAUAUUACUGAGAAUGAUCACGUGAAGAUUGGCCAGUUUCAUACUUUAGAACUUGAGCUGAAGAGACCUUUUGUUCUACGAAAGGAAUAUUGGGAUUGGUUAGCACUUGAUACCAUCCAACAAGCAUGUGAUCCUACUGCAAGUGCUGAUCUAGCAGUUAUUCUCAUGCAAGAAGGACUUGCUCACUUAUUCCUUAUUGGGAGAAGCAUAACAGCAACAAGGUCACGUGUUGAAACCUCGAUUCCUAGGAAACAUGGACCUGCCAUUGCUGGUUACGAGUCGGCUCUCAAGAAGUUCUUUGAGCAUGUUUUGCAGGCCUUGCUGAAGCACAUUGAUUUCGAAGUGGUCCAGUGUGUUGUAAUUGCAAGCCCAGGUUUUACUAAGGAUCAGUUUCGUGAUUACAUGCAUCUUGAAGCUGCACGGCGAGACUUGAGAGUAAUAAUUGAGAACAAAUCACGCAUUAUUCUUGCACAUGCACCUUCAGGCUACAAGCAUAGUUUGAAGGAAGUUUUGGACACCCCAGGUGUGAUGUCACUGAUAAAAGAUACAAAAGCGGCACAGGAGGUGCAAGCUUUGAAGGAAUUCUUCACUAUGCUUACUAAUGACUCAGCCCGAGCGUGUUAUGGACCUAAGCACGUUGAGGUCGCACAUGAACGUCUUGCAAUACAAACUCUUCUGAUGACAGAUACUUUGUUUCGGAACACGGACAUCGCUAGCAGGAGAAAGUAUGUGAACUUGGUUGAGUCAGUCAAGAAAUAUGGUGGUACAGUGCACAUAUUUUCUUCGAUGCAUGUCUCCGGCGACCAAUUGGCGCAGUUGACAGGAAUAGCAGCUAUACUUCGUUUCCCUCUGCCAGAUUUGGAGGACAUCGAGAUGUGAUUAGUCCAGCCCUGUCUGCAGCUGCCUAACAUUGUUUGUACCAAGCUGUUAACUUAUAGCUGAUCAAGUGUAAUAAUAAUAAUAUAACAGUUGGUUCUAUGUAGGUAGCAACAGAAAGAAAUUCUGACAACAUUUUAAUGUAUCCUUGUUGUAAAUGGUUAGCUAUGCCACAUCUAUUGGUUAUUCUUGACUUAAUAAUAAGGGCCCUCUCCACUUUUGCCCUUGA
This is a messenger RNA of Aegilops tauschii subsp. strangulata, 1523 nucleotides long. Its product is annotated as protein PELOTA 1. Gene Ontology annotation, cellular component: cytoplasm. Gene Ontology annotation, biological process: nuclear-transcribed mRNA catabolic process, non-stop decay; ribosome disassembly; nonfunctional rRNA decay. The record is from RefSeq and is a predicted model, not a curated record. NCBI's taxonomy places the organism in Eukaryota, Viridiplantae, Streptophyta, Magnoliopsida, Poales, Poaceae.